Messenger RNA from Henningerozyma blattae CBS 6284, 4722 nucleotides. RefSeq names its product phospholipid-transporting P-type ATPase. Bases 1 to 4722 code for a protein of 1573 amino acids. Gene Ontology annotation, molecular function: ATP binding; magnesium ion binding; ATP hydrolysis activity. Gene Ontology annotation, cellular component: plasma membrane. NCBI's taxonomy places the organism in Eukaryota, Fungi, Ascomycota, Saccharomycetes, Saccharomycetales, Saccharomycetaceae. The record is from RefSeq and is a predicted model, not a curated record. The transcript has a single exon. Gene Ontology annotation, biological process: phospholipid translocation.
AUGUCUAACAUUAAUAGACCUCCAAUACCAGGCGAUGGUGAUAUUAACGCUGCAAAUGCUGCUAAUUUAUCGCCAUUUGACGAUACUUUUAGAUUCACAGAUGACCAAGAUGCUCAUCAAACAGUGCCACCCACCAAAAGAAAUGGUUCUGUUCUGAAGAAAAACGGAGAACCUGGGCAGGUGUCUACUACAAAUGGUAUUUCGUUUAACGCUAAUUUAAUCAAAGAUGAUGUUAAGGAUGAAUACCACGAGAUUCAUUUCCAAGAUGGUGAAAAUGACGGUUAUGAACAUGAUUUCACAUUUGAAAUGGGUGAUGACCAUAAACAACAUGACAAUAACGACAAUGAUAUACACUCAUUUAGUGCCACCCCUCAAUUAAAUUUAAACUCAGGUGUUUUUGAAGACCCUUCAACAGAAUCAUCAGGAUCUGCUUCAGCUUCAGGUUUAGGGCUCAAUGAAAGGAAAGAUAAAUCUUCAAGAAAUGAGUCGAUGAAAAGACUACGUUGGGGUACACGCAGAACAAAAUUAGGUAAUCCAAUAGUCGGAAGAGCCAAGACUUUGAAAUGGGCUAAAGAAAAUAUUCAAAAACCAUUUGAAGAAUUUAGUGGGACUCAAGUUGAAGAUCCAAACGCUUUAAAUCGUUCUGAUGAAUUAAGAAGUAUUUAUUAUAAUUUACCAUUACCAAAGGAGAUGCUAGAUGAGGAUGGUAAGCCUAAGAUGGAAUAUGCCCGUAAUAAGAUUAGAACUACCAAAUAUACCCCAUUAACUUUCUUCCCUAAAAAUAUUAUGUUUCAAUUUCAAAAUUUUGCCAAUGUUUAUUUCUUAGCUCUAUUAAUUUUGGGUGCUUUCCAAAUUUUUGGUGUGACAAAUCCAGGUUUUGCUUCAGUUCCAUUAAUUGUCAUUGUUUGUAUUACUGCUUUAAAAGAUGCCAUUGAAGAUUCAAGAAGAACUGUUUUAGAUAUGGAAGUUAAUAAUACAAGAACAUAUAUUCUGCACGGUAUUGAAAAUGAAAAUGUUGCCUUUGAUAAUAUCUCCCUUUGGAGAAAAUUUAAGAAAGCUUGUACUAGAAUGACAUUCAAAGUGAUCCGUUUGAUCACUGAACGUGUUACUGAAAGUGGUAAGAUGCAAAGAGCUCAAAGAAAACGUCAAGAAUUACGUCAAAAACGUAUGUCUACAUCAACUAGACCACGUAGUUCUUUAGAUUCCUUUGAAAGUAUCAGAAUGUCAGGCGCUUAUGAAAGACCUUCCAUGGAAAAUACAAAUCCAUUUGAAGACCCAUAUCAAAUGUCUACUGGUCAGUCUAUUUUAGAUAGAUCAAUGCCACCAAGAACUGAUUGUAAAUUUAAAAAAGAUUAUUGGAAAAAUGUUAAAGUCGGUGAUAUUAUCCGUAUUCAUAACAAUGAUGAAAUCCCUGCAGAUGUUAUUUUAAUAUCUACAUCAGAUUCAGAUGGUGGUUGUUACGUGGAAACUAAAAACUUGGAUGGUGAAACUAAUUUAAAAGUUCGCCAAUCGUUAAAAUCUACUCAUCAGAUUAGAAGUUCUCGAGAUAUCUCAAGAACAAAAUUCUGGGUGGAAAGUGAAGGCCCACACGCUAAUCUAUAUAGUUAUCAGGGUAAUUUGAAAUGGAUGGAUACUCAAGCAAAUGAAAUGAGAAAUGAACCUGUUACGAUUAAUGAAACGUUAUUACGUGGUUGUACUUUAAGAAACACGAGAUGGGCCAUUGGGUUUGUUAUCUUUACAGGUGACGAUACAAAGAUUAUGUUAAAUGCUGGUGUAACUCCAACUAAGAAAUCAAGAAUCUCUAGAGAAUUAAACUUUUCUGUUUUAUUGAAUUUCUUGUUAUUAUUUAUCUUGUGUUUCAUUUCUGGUAUUGUUAAUGGUGUUUAUUAUGCUAAGGGGCCAUCUUCAAGAGAAUAUUUUGAAUUUGGUACUGUAGCAGGGAAUGCUUCAACUAAUGGGUUUGUUUCAUUUUGGGUCGCCGUCAUUUUAUAUCAAUCAUUGGUUCCUAUUUCUUUAUAUAUUUCCAUCGAAAUUAUUAAAACUGCACAAGCUGCAUUUAUCUAUGGUGAUGUUUUAUUAUACAAUGCUAAAUUGGAUUAUCCAUGCACUCCUAAAUCUUGGAAUAUAUCUGAUGAUCUAGGCCAAAUCGAAUAUGUUUUCUCUGAUAAAACUGGGACUUUAACUCAAAAUGUUAUGGAAUUUAAGAAAUGUACUAUUAAUGGUGUUUCGUACGGUAGAGCUUACACAGAAGCAUUGGCAGGUUUAAGAAAAAGACAAGGUAUUGAUGUUGAGUCUGAAGGUCACCAAGAAAGAGAAGCUAUUGCUACUGAUAAGGAAAUUAUGAUUAAUGAUCUAAGAAAUUUAUCAACAAAUUCCCAAUUUUAUCCAGAAGAUGUUACUUUUAUUUCUAAAGAAUUUGUUUGUGAUUUAAAGGGUGUCAGUGGUGAAUACCAACAAAAAUGUUGUGAACAUUUCAUGUUAUCCUUAGCAUUAUGCCAUUCUGUUUUAUUAGAACCAAGUAAAAUGAAUCCCGAUAAACUUGAAUUAAAAGCCCAAUCUCCUGAUGAAGCAGCUUUAGUGGGUACUGCCAGAGACAUGGGGUUCUCAUUCAUUGAAAAGACUAAGCAAGGUAUUGUUGUAGAAAUUCAGGGUGUUCCAAAAGAAUUUCAAAUUUUAAAUGUUUUAGAAUUUAAUUCUACAAGAAAGAGAAUGAGUUGUAUUGUUAAGAUUCCUCCUGCUAAUCCAGAUGAAGAACCAAGAGCUCUAUUGAUUUGUAAAGGUGCCGAUUCUAUUAUUUAUUCUAGAUUAAAGACUUCAUAUGAUGGUAAUGAUGAAACUUUAUUGGAACAAACAGCCUUACAUUUGGAACAAUAUGCUACUGAAGGUUUAAGAACAUUAUGUAUUGCACAAAGAGAGUUAUCCUGGUCUGAAUAUACUGAAUGGAAUGCUAGACACGAAGUCGCUGCCGCCUCAUUAACAAACAGAGAAGAACAACUAGAAAUCGUUGCCGAUUCUAUUGAACGUGACAUGAUUUUACUCGGUGGUACUGCUAUUGAAGAUAGAUUACAAGAUGGUGUUCCUGAUUCUAUUGCCUUAUUAGCUGAUGCUGGUAUUAAAUUGUGGGUUCUAACUGGUGAUAAAGUUGAAACUGCAAUUAACAUUGGGUUUUCAUGUAACUUAUUGAACAAUGAUAUGGAAUUAUUGGUUAUUAAAUCUGCUGGUGAUGACACUAAAGAAUUCGGGAAUGAACCAGUUUCUGUCGUUGAAGGACUAAUCUCCAAAUAUUUGGAUGAAAAAUUUGACAUGACUGGUUCCGAAGAAGAAUUAGCACAAGCUAAAAAAGAACAUGAUAUUCCAAAAGCAAACUAUGGUGUUGUUAUUGAUGGUGAAGCGUUAAAGAUUGCUCUUGAUGGUGAUGAUAUUAAACGUAAAUUUUUACUACUGUGUAAAAAUUGUAAAGUUGCAUUAUGUUGUAGAGUUUCUCCAGCUCAAAAAGCUGCAGUUGUUAAGUUGGUUAAAAACACUUUAGAUGUCAUGACUUUAGCUAUUGGUGAUGGUUCCAAUGAUGUCGCUAUGAUCCAGUCUGCCGAUGUUGGUGUUGGUAUUGCCGGUGAGGAAGGUCGUCAAGCUGUUAUGUGCUCUGAUUAUGCUAUUGGUCAAUUUAGAUAUUUAACUAGAUUACUCUUGGUCCAUGGUAGAUGGUCUUAUAAAAGAUUAGCAGAAAUGAUUCCUGGCUUUUUUUAUAAAAAUGUUAUUUUCACAUUAGCAUUGUUUUGGUAUGGUAUUUACAAUGAUUUCGAUGGUUCUUACUUAUUUGAAUAUACUUAUUUGUCAUUCUAUAACUUGGCCUUCACUUCAUUACCAAUCAUUUUCUUAGGUAUCUUUGACCAAGAUGUUAAUGAUACUGUUUCUUUAUUAGUUCCACAAUUAUAUCGUGUUGGUAUUUUAAGGUUAGAAUGGAAUCAAACAAAAUUUUUAUGGUAUAUGCUUGAUGGGUUCUACCAAUCUGUUAUUUCAUUUUUCUUCCCAUAUUUGGUUUAUCACAAGAACAUGUAUGUUACCAAUAAUGGUCUUGGUUUAGAUCAUCGUUAUUACGUUGGUGGUAUGGUUUGUGCUAUUGCAGUUACUGCUUGUAAUUUAUAUAUCCUAUUACAUCAAUAUAGAUGGGAUUGGUUCUGCUCAUUAUUUGUUGCAUUAUCUAUUUUAGUUUUAUUUGCAUGGAGUGGUAUUUGGUCAAGUUCCAUCACUAGUGGAGAAUUUUUGAAAGGUGCCUCCCGUAUCUAUGGAUCUCCUGCAUUCUGGGGUGUUUUAUUUGUUGGUGUCAUGUUUUGCUUAUUACCAAGAUUUACUUUUGAUAUCAUACAAAAAUUAUUUUACCCCAAAGAUAUUGACAUUAUUAGAGAAAUGUGGAAACGUGGUGAUUUUGAUCGUUUCCCUGAAGGUUACGAUCCAACUGAUCCAAAUAGACCCAAGAUUACUAAGUUCGGUUUACCAUCUACCAAUGGUAGCAUAAUAAUGAAAGAUAUCAAUGAAGUUAUGCUAAGUUCUGAUCAGUCUCAUGAUUCUGUUAUAACAGAAGAAAUUCCCUUGGAUAUUUUAAAAGAAGAUUUAGAGGCUUCAAGAAAACCAAGUGAAAGAAAUAUGGAGUCGGCUACUAGUCGAUGGAUACAAUCACCAAGAGAAAACCAAGAUUUGUUAUUUUCUCCCAUCAUCAAAGAAUGA